UGCCUCCGCCCGCCAGAAUCUCCGGAGAGAACUUUGCAACUAGUUGAGCGGCGAGCGGCGGACUUGAGCGUUUGCGCGCACUCGGCCAAGGUCAUGCUGAGCCCCGCUACUUUGGACGACCCGAUGGAUUUUACAAUGGACGGGCAUCCCCGGGAGGUGUUGAAGAAGGACAGGCAGCUCAGCCUGAUCCAGGACGACAGGCACGACAGCGGCUUAGGCUCCAUGAAAGACGACGAGUUCGAAAAUCUCGUCCGGGAAUUGGAGGAUAUCCGAAUCCAGCCCGUGGAAGCCGACUCGGGGAACUUAGCCCAGCCUUGGAAGCAGCUGGUGACUGAAGAUGGAGACACGAUUCUCCAUCUGGCUAUUAUUCACGAAAAAAAAUCCUUAAGUUUGGAAAUCGUUCACCAAGCAGGACGGGAUGCUUCUUUCUUGAAUUUCCAGAACAAUCUCAACCAGACUCCACUUCAUUUGGCGGCAAUCACAGAUCAGCCUGAAAUUGCUGAGUCUCUUCUGAAAGCAGGCUGUGAUGCAGAAAUCAGAGAUUUCCGAGGAAACACACCGCUGCACAUUGCUUGUAAACAAGGGUCCCUCAGAGGAGUUAAUGUUCUUAUACAGUAUUGCCAGAAGCCCCAACUCCAUUCUCUCCUACAAGCAGCAAACUACAGCGGCCACACGUGUCUCCACCUGGCUUCUAUUCAAGGAUACUUGGCCAUUGUAGAACGUCUUCUGUCCUUGGGAGCAGAUGUCAAUGCUCAGGAGCCAUGCAAUGGUAGGACUGCCUUGCAUUUGGCCGUAGAUUUGCAGAAUGAAGGACUGGUUUCCCUUUUGUUGAAGCAUGGAGCAGAUGUGAACAAAGUAACCUACCAGGGCUAUUCUCCAUACCAGCUCACAUGGGGAAGAAAUAACUCCUUCAUACAGGAACAGUUGAGACAAUUUACCACACUGGAUUUGCAGAUGCUAUCAGAGAGUGAAGAUGAAGAAAGCUGUGAAUCAGAAUUGGAAUAUACGGAAGAUGAACUUCUCUAUGACGACUGCAUUAUUGGUGGACGGCAUGUGUCUUGUUAGAGGAGGAGAAUUGUUGAAAGACUACAACUACAACCGUGUGAACAGUUGCAGAACUGCAGCAGUCACCCUAUAAAAUCAACAUUGUGAAAACAGAAAGAUGCCAAAAGUGGUUGAGUUAUUCUCCAUGUGUGACAUUGGUGUAGUAGAUC
This is a messenger RNA of Thamnophis elegans (Western terrestrial garter snake), 1214 nucleotides long. RefSeq names its product NFKB inhibitor alpha (gene NFKBIA). NCBI's taxonomy places the organism in Eukaryota, Metazoa, Chordata, Lepidosauria, Squamata, Natricidae. Gene Ontology annotation, molecular function: protein binding. The record is from RefSeq and is a predicted model, not a curated record. Bases 94 to 1065 code for a protein of 323 amino acids. The transcript is spliced from 6 exons.